This is a messenger RNA of Ostreococcus tauri, 401 nucleotides long. RefSeq names its product unnamed product. The record is from RefSeq and is a predicted model, not a curated record. The annotation marks the transcript as partial. The transcript has a single exon. Lineage: Eukaryota; Viridiplantae; Chlorophyta; Mamiellophyceae; Mamiellales; Bathycoccaceae.
CCGGUGGGGCUCGAUUGGUGUUGAUUCAUCACGCAGUGACGUCCGUUUUGCUCGCACACGUGCUGAGACGACCGGAGCGGGCGAUGGAGACGUGUCGAAACGGGUUGGUUGAGGCGAACACGUUGCUGUUGAUAUUGCGAAGACGGUCGCCGCGGGGAAGUCGCGCGAACGCGUUUUGGAAUCUUAUGUACCUCACGACGUUGGUACCGGUGAGGUUCGUGUGGCAACCGAUGUUGUUCGUGCGGCUCGUGGCGUUGACGUCGAACGAUAAAGCGCUCGAGCGGUUCGAAGUCUUGGGAGCGCAGGCGUUUCUGUUGGGCUUCAACGUGUGGCUCGUCGCUAGACGCCGGAAUUCGAGCGCGAAUGCGAAUACAACGAAAAAAGGGGAAAAGAUUUCGUAA